Messenger RNA from Epinephelus lanceolatus (giant grouper), 538 nucleotides. RefSeq names its product ribosomal protein, large P2b (gene rplp2b). Lineage: Eukaryota; Metazoa; Chordata; Actinopteri; Perciformes; Serranidae. Gene Ontology annotation, molecular function: structural constituent of ribosome. Gene Ontology annotation, cellular component: cytosolic large ribosomal subunit; ribosome. Gene Ontology annotation, biological process: cytoplasmic translational elongation; translation. The record is from RefSeq and is a predicted model, not a curated record.
CACUCCGGAGCAGCAGGCAGCGAUUUACCCGUUGUAUCCCUCUUUUACUGAACACGAAGAAGAAGCGAGGUUUCUUCCGCCUUCUUCCCGUGACGUAACUUCCUUUCUGUCCGUGCUAAGCUCCGAGUGAACACGCGUUCGCCUUCUAGCUCAAGAUGCGUUACGUUGCUGCUUACCUGCUCGCUGCCCUCGGUGGCAAUGAGAACCCCGAGGCCAAGGACAUCAAAAAGAUCCUGGAAAGUGUUGGCAUUGAGGCUGAUGACACACGCCUGGACAAGGUUAUCAGUGAGCUGUCAGGCAAGAAUGUGGAGGAGGUGAUCGCCACAGGUUACGGUAAACUGGCCAGCAUGCCAGCAGGCGGUGCCGUGGCCGUUGCCAGCUCUGCGGCUGCUGGCGCUGGCGGAGCUGCUGCCCCUGCAGCUGAGGAGAAGAAGGAAGAGAAGAAGGAGGAGUCUGAGGAGUCCGAUGACGACAUGGGAUUCGGCCUGUUCGACUAAACUCUUUUCAAACAUGAAUAAAAUUUAUACAAAACACCAAA